UUUGAAGGGCAGUGGUGGCUGCGUGCCAGGUUUAAAGACUCGCUGUUGCUGCGUUAAUUAAUCGACAAGUACUGUGUGAAAUAUUAAGAUAUUACUCGUCAUACAGCCAGCAGUGCUGCAGUAAAACGCGCAACAAGAACUGUAUUCAUGAAUUCAUAAAUAUGAACAAGUGGGAAGCGUACACACACAAAAAAAAAAAACUACAAAUCAUUUCACAGCAUAACGAAACUAUUUUAACACUUUAUAAAGCAGCGGUUUAAAACAUGAACACGUGUAUCGUAAGAGAAGCAACGCGAUUAAUUCCAGCGCCACAUUCCUAACAGGAUUUGUACUGAAAGACGCAACAAGUAUUUUUGGUGCGCUGUAACCAUGUCUGCUGAAGCCGGCGGUGUACAGCCCGGGGUUCCCCCAAUCUCCAUCUCGUUCUCCGGGUCCGGGUUCAUGGUAGUUUACCAGCUCGGGGCUAUCCAGUGCCUGCUCGAUCUGGCUCCCGAGGUCAUACGCGCGGCGCCCAAGGUCUACGGAUCUUCUGCCGGCUCGCUGGCUGCUGCCGCUGCUGUUUGCGGGGCGAGUAUGGAAGGACUGCGCGAUGAGAUCGUGGCGGCCGCGCUGCAGGUGCGGGAACACGUCCUGGGACCCUUGCAUCCCUCCUUCAGCCUCUCCAAGGUCCUCCAGAGCAGCCUGCAGCGGAACCUGCCGGAGAACGCGCACCGGCUGGCCACGGGCCGGCUUCACGUCUCCAUGACGAGGCUGGCGGACGGUGAAAACAUUCUGGUGUCCGACUUUCAGUCCAGAGAAGACCUCGUCCAGGCUCUGCUGUGCAGCUGUUUUGUGCCGGUCUACUGUGGUCUGGUGCCCCCUAGUUUCAGAGGCCAGCGCUACAUUGACGGUGGCUUUACCAACAUGCAGCCCAGCCAGGAGGCUUGCCUCAUGGUCACCGUGUCCCCUUUCGCUGGAGAGAUGGACAUCUGCCCUCAGAACCCGACCAUCAGCUUCUACAACCUGGCAGUGAGCGGCGCCAACUUCCAGCUGACUGUCCAGAACUGCACGAGGAUGGCCGACGCACUCUUCCCUCCCACGGGAACGGUACAGAACCGGGUCAACGACCGGUACAGGCAGUUAGAGGAGACUGAUAAUACCUCAACACAACCCAGAACCACUCAGUGCAAAUACCACGGAAUAGCAAGGAGAGUGGAAAUAGAAUAGUAAGGGGUGGAAAUAGUAAAGGGAGAGUGGAAAUAGCAA
Molecule: messenger RNA, 1245 nt
Organism: Polyodon spathula (Mississippi paddlefish)
Lineage: Eukaryota; Metazoa; Chordata; Actinopteri; Acipenseriformes; Polyodontidae
Product: omega-hydroxyceramide transacylase-like
Exons: 4
Coding region: 370-1206 (278 amino acids)
Biological process (GO): lipid homeostasis; triglyceride catabolic process
Cellular component (GO): membrane; cytoplasm; lipid droplet
Molecular function (GO): triacylglycerol lipase activity
Source: RefSeq, a predicted model, not a curated record